This is a messenger RNA of Sesamum indicum (sesame), 1645 nucleotides long. Its product is annotated as gallate 1-beta-glucosyltransferase. The record is from RefSeq and is a predicted model, not a curated record. Gene Ontology annotation, molecular function: quercetin 7-O-glucosyltransferase activity; quercetin 3-O-glucosyltransferase activity. Lineage: Eukaryota; Viridiplantae; Streptophyta; Magnoliopsida; Lamiales; Pedaliaceae.
GCAGUCAUAGCACACAAACACACGCAGAAAUACGUAAAAACAUGGGCAGUUUGUCUCAUCAUGAGCCCAAUCAUGCAACUGUGAAAAACAUGCAUAUUUUCAUGGUUUCUUUUCCAGGGCAAGGUCACAUAACUCCACUUCUCCGGUUGGGCAAGCGGCUAGCCAAUUUCGGCAUGUUUAUCUCCAUUGCUACCCCUGAACUCGCUGGCGUAUCCAUCAAGAAAGCCAAUGCAAUUACCGACGACGAGCCCACCCCAUGUGGCCGCGGCAUGAUACGGUUCGAGUUCUUUGAUGACGGCUGGGACUUCAACCACCCUAACCGGGACGACAUUGACUCCUACAUCGCCCAGUUGGAGCGGGUGGGUCGAGAGAUACUCCCCCAGAUGAUUCAGCGACAGGCAGAAAAGGGCCGACCCGUUUCAUGCUUAAUCAAUAACCCCUUCAUUCCAUGGGUUUCUGACGUUGCUGAGAGUCUUGGAAUCCCAAGUGCAAUGCUUUGGGUCCAGUCUUGUACUUGUUUCUCUGCUUAUUAUCAUUAUUUCAACAGACUCGUGCCUUUUCCUAGUGAGGAAGAACCAGAAAUUGAUGUCCAGUUACCUCACGUGCCUUUGUUGAAGCACGAUGAAAUUCCUAGUUUCUUGCACCCUAGCACCCCCUACCCUUUCUUGCGGAGGGCUAUUUUGGGUCAGUUCAAGAACUUGUCCAAGCCAUGUUGCAUAUUAAUGGACACGUUUCAAGAACUGGAGCAUGAAACCAUCGAAUACAUGUCCAAAAUCGGUCGCCCAAUCAAGACUAUAGGCCCACUCUGCAACGAACUCAAGAGCAACAAUGAUACCACUCCUCCAGAUUCAAAUGCGAUUCGUGCUGAUUUUUAUGCACCAGAUAGCUGUUUGGAGUGGCUGGACUCGAAACCCCCACAUUCGGUGGUGUACAUUUCGUUUGGCAGUAUUGUAUAUUUGAAGCAAGAGCAAGUGGACGAGAUCGCCCACGGGCUUCUGAGCUCCGAAGUGUCGUUUCUAUGGGUUGUGAGGCCGCCGGCGAAGGAACUGAAAGCGGAGACGCAUGUUUUACCGGGAGGGUUUUUGGAGAAAGUUGGUGAUAGGGGGAAGAUAGUGGAGUGGAGCCCACAAGAGAAGGUGCUGGAACACCCCUCCACCGCCUGUUUCGUGACGCACUGCGGCUGGAACUCGACAAUGGAGGCACUGGCGAGCGGCGUCCCGGUGGUCGCUUUUCCUCAGUGGGGAGACCAGGUUACAAAUGCCAAGUUCAUGGUUGAUGUUUUCAAGGUUGGGAUUAGGCUGUGUAGGGGUGAAGCUGAGGUGAGGAUUGUACCUCGGGAAGAGGUGGAGAAGUGUUUCAGGGCAGCGACUAGCGGCCCCGAGGCAGCGGAGAUGAAGCAGAAUGCGGUCAAGUGGAAGAAAGCGGCGGCAGCGGCGGUGGUGGAGGGUGGUUCCUCGUAUAAGAACAUGUGCGAUUUUGUCGAUGAGGUUGCCAGACUGGUAGCGACAAAAUCAUGAAAUUGUCCUUCUAAGUUGAUUGAAAUUUAGUUCAACUAUAUUUCUAUGUAUUUGCAGGUGUGAUUGUUUUCUACUGUUGGUGGUCACUAUCUGCCUCUGAAAUGAAUGUAUUGCCACUUGUCACUGAA